AUGAUAGCGGAAUAUGCGAAUUUGCCGUUAAUUCCGCCGUUUUUGGAACCGGGAGAUAGUCAAAAGAAGCUUUACGGCGUCAACUUUGCAUCUGCUGGAGCUGGUGCUCUUGUAGAAACGUUCCAAGGUUCGGUGAUAAGUUUGAGCACACAAUUGGAUCACUACAACAAAGUGGAGAGAUUGUGGAGGAGAAAAUUUGGUAAAGAAGAAAGCAAGAAAAGGAUCUCAAGAGCUGUCUAUUUGAUAAGCAUCGGGUCCAAUGACUACUCAAGCCAUUUCUUGACUAAUCAAUCUCUUUCCAUUUCAAUGUCUCAACAUGUUGACAUUGUCAUUGGUAAUUUGACUACAUUUAUUCAUGAAGUAUACAAGAUUGGAGGAAGGAAGUUCGGGUUCUUGAAUGUCCCGAAUUUGGGUUGUUUUCCGGCUUUACGAAUACUACAACCAAAGAAUGAUUCUUGCUUAAGAGAUGCUUCGAAAUUAGCAGAAAUGCAUAACAAAGCUCUUUCAAAUCUUUUGUUUAAGAUGCAAAGACAAGUCAAGGGCUUCAAGUUCUCCCUCUUUGACAUGAACAAAAGCCUUAGACUCAGAAUGCACCAUCCUUCUAAAUUUGGGUUUAAAGAAGGGGAAGAAGCAUGUUGUGGAACAGGGAAGUGGAGAGGAGUAUUCAGCUGUGGAGGGAAGAGACUUGUGAAGGAAUAUAAAUUAUGUGAGAAUCCUAAUGAUUAUAUUUUCUGGGAUUCACUUCAUCUCACCCAAAAUACUUAUAAGCAAUUUGCAAACCUAAUUUGGAAUGGUGGGCACAUGUCAGAUUCUCUAGUGGUUGGCCCAUACAAUGUCAACAAACUAUUUCAGAUUCCUUAAUUUGUAUGUAUGACACUAAUUAUAGACAUUGAUAUUUUAUUCUUUUCCUCAACCAUUGUUUGUUCAUUAAUGGUUCCAAAGAUCAAAACAAUAUACUUCGAUCGUUUUUUUUUUUACUUUUCAUUUACCCGAGAUCGUGUG
Messenger RNA from Thlaspi arvense, 1002 nucleotides. The record is from the annotation of a GenBank genome assembly. Lineage: Eukaryota; Viridiplantae; Streptophyta; Magnoliopsida; Brassicales; Brassicaceae.